Papilio polytes (common Mormon) is the source of this 946-nucleotide messenger RNA. Its product is annotated as fatty acid-binding protein-like. Gene Ontology annotation, cellular component: cytosol; nucleus. The record is from RefSeq and is a predicted model, not a curated record. Gene Ontology annotation, biological process: fatty acid transport. The transcript is spliced from 5 exons. NCBI's taxonomy places the organism in Eukaryota, Metazoa, Arthropoda, Insecta, Lepidoptera, Papilionidae. Gene Ontology annotation, molecular function: fatty acid binding. Bases 228 to 641 code for a protein of 137 amino acids.
UUAUCAUUUAUGAUUGUCAAAGAAACCGAAAUUCUUUAUAAUAAACAAUUAUAAAUAAUUUAGAUUAUAUAUUUAGAAAUAAUAUAAGAAAAACUAGCAUUGAUACUGUUAUAAAUUGAAGAAGGUCAUUAGAAUUGUACAUACAUUAAUAAAAGGUUGGAGAGAUGAUCUUAUCUAGUUUGAACGUAGUGUGAAAUAAUAGAUUUCGUGGUACUUGAGAAUAUAAAAUGGCACCCAUCCAAGGAAAAUAUCAACAUUAUAAAAAUGAAAACAUUGAUGACUACUUUAUUGCUGUUGGUGUACCAUACAUUGGUAGAAAAAUGAUGGCAAUGUCUUCACCAUUAAUGGAAAUAACGUUUGAUGGAGAAAAUAUGUCAAUCAAGAAUUCAUCAUUAAUUAGAACAGUGGAACAUAAAUUUAAAAUUGGUGAGGAAUAUGAGGAACAUAUGCCAAACACUACUAUUAAGAGUGUCACAACUAUUGUAAAUGAUAAUGAAAUCAUGACAAAUUCGGUCAUACCAGAAAAUCAAGCCAAAUGUGGAAGACACUAUUUAUUUAGUGAUGAGGAAUGCAUUGUUACACUCACUCAUGAAAAGGCAAGUACACCGGGCAAGCGUUACUUCCGCAGAGUUAAGGAAUAAGCAUGUACAGUCCAUGUACAGCCCCAUAGACAAAGUUUAUUCAGCGAUAUCACUGAUCAAAUUCAAAAAUAUAUGGAACUGACAAAAAUUUUGAUAUGUUACUUGCUUGUCUCAUAUUUAUUCGUGUGCGUUUUGACACAUUUUAUUUCUACUAGGGUUACCUAAGAGAUCAUCGAAACUCGCUUUGUCUCAGGGGCAGAAGAAGCAUCACAAUUAUAUUGCAUUUGUUAUUAAUGUCUUCAGGAAAUGUAAUUUUGUGAUAAUUUUUUUACUAUUAUAUUCUCUUUUUAUGCUUCAAAUGUGAA